AUGCGUCGUACAUACCCAAAGCAAAGUCUAGGACCACACAAAUACGUCACAGCAACAAAGCGGUUAGAGUCAAACCGAUUAGAUUCAAAUGACGAUUUUGUUCUUGAGAUUGUGAAUAUUUUGGAAAGUCAAGCGGUAAAGGACACAGAGGCUCUUGCUGUUGUCAGGGUAUUAAAUGAAAAAGUUCGCGUAAAGUUAGAUACUGGAGCAGCGGUAAAUAUUAUGCCCAACAAUAAGAAAAUAUCAAAAGCC
Molecule: messenger RNA, 252 nt
Organism: Paramuricea clavata
Lineage: Eukaryota; Metazoa; Cnidaria; Anthozoa; Malacalcyonacea; Plexauridae
Source: the annotation of a GenBank genome assembly